CGGAGUUCGCUCGAUUAACACGAGUGCGCUCUCAAUCCGGGCUCUGCGUCUGGCAUCAAUUUUACAAAGCGUGGCUGAGGUAGGGACGGUUUAUGAUAAUAAAGACAGAAAUGGCGUCGACUGGACAAGAAACCUUUCAACGUUUGUCUUGCGACUACGAAAAUCUGUCUUCUCGAUUUAUGCUGCAGGAUCGGAACUACCAGAGACAAUAUGCACAUCUUUAUUCAGAACGGUUGACUCUUAUGAGACCUGCCCUUGAGGAAGCAGCUAGAAGGAAAUGGGGUGAAGACGCUCCUUUAUGUCAUCUGUAUCAGCUGGUUGGUGGUGAGAAACGUAUUGUUGUAGGAACACUCUUUAAAAGCAUGGAGCUCAAACCAAGCAUCCUGAAAGAAAUAAGUGAAGAUCGUAAUCUAACACCCCAGCCUUCGAGAGAAAGGUUCUCCUCCGAUUCUGACUUCCUUGUUCUAGAAGAUGAACUUCAGAGGGUAGUCCUGACGGGAAAUAUUGAUGCACAGACUGCUAUUACAGGUGUGGUGCUAGCAGUGAAAGGAUUUGAGAAUGACGAUGGCAAGUUUGAGGUGGAGGAUACAUGCUAUGUGGAUUUACCGAGCAUUGAGGAAUAUCCGCCAUUAGAUGACGAUCGGUAUCUCAUCUUGAUGUCCGGUCUAGGCAUUGGUAAUGAUCAGACUGACCUGAUGAGUCUCCAGCUAAUGGUCGACAUCAUCACCGGUCAACUCGGGACAGCUGACCAACAGAAGAUGUUCUCCAAGGUGGUGAGGGUCAUCAUUGCUGGUAACAGCCUCAGCGAAAGUACUAGGGACAGAGAUGUUCUCACUACAGCCAAAUAUUUAACAAGGAAAUCUCAAGCAGGGACUGUAGAAGCUAUUAAAACCCUGGACCACUUAUUAGUACAACUCACGAGUUGCAUUCCAGUAGAUCUGAUGGCAGGCGAUUUCGAUCCAGCCAAUUCUAGUCUCCCACAACAGCCGUUUCAUCGAUGCAUGUUCCCACAAUCCAGUGUCUAUUCUACGUUCAACUCCGUCACCAACCCUUAUGAGGCGAAGAUUGCAGGAAUGAGAGUGCUUGGUUCAUCAGGUCAGAAUGUAACAGACAUCUAUCAGUUUACAACUAUGGACGAUAGACUUUCAAUCCUAGAGCAAACCUUGAAAUAUGGUCACAUUGCUCCAUCAGCCCCUGAUACUUUAGCAUGCUAUCCGUACUACAACAAAGAUCCUUUCAUAAUUAAAGAUUGCCCAGCCAUCUACUUCGCAGGAAACCAACCAAGAUUCCAGACCAAGAAAGUAGUGACAGGUUCCGAUGAUGAAGAGGUUCUGCUUGUAACUGUUCCUAGUUUCCAAGAGACCAAGUCCUGUGUGAUAGUCAACCUGAGAACAAUGGAUUGUCAACCGCUUAUCUUCUCGGCCGAUCUCUCAUCUAGUUGAAAAUCACAUUCUAUGCUGAUUGAGAGGGGUGUUUCACAGAGAUUUAAGUGUGACGUAGCUUAAAUGUCUAGU
This is a messenger RNA of Lytechinus variegatus (green sea urchin), 1514 nucleotides long. Its product is annotated as DNA polymerase delta subunit 2-like. The record is from RefSeq and is a predicted model, not a curated record. Lineage: Eukaryota; Metazoa; Echinodermata; Echinoidea; Temnopleuroida; Toxopneustidae. Gene Ontology annotation, cellular component: delta DNA polymerase complex. Gene Ontology annotation, molecular function: DNA binding. Bases 93 to 1442 code for a protein of 449 amino acids. Gene Ontology annotation, biological process: DNA strand elongation involved in DNA replication; DNA replication. The transcript is spliced from 11 exons.